This is a messenger RNA of Owenia fusiformis, 1123 nucleotides long. Lineage: Eukaryota; Metazoa; Annelida; Polychaeta; Sabellida; Oweniidae. The record is from the annotation of a GenBank genome assembly.
AAACUAGUACUGGACUAAUCAAUUAAGUUAAAUUUUGUUAAUAUGGUAGGUAAAUGUGGAAAUAGAAAGCAACUUAUUACGCUUGUAUUACUGCUUUUUAUUUCGAUCGGACUGUUGACUUUCAAAAUCGAGGACUUUCGUCGAAAUGGGUUUCGAACUGAAAACAAUAUCCGACCUCCAAAAAUAAACAAGAAAACAACCCGGGAUUUUAACUCAAAUUGGACCACCAACAACGAUAGGUUUAGUCCUCACCCAGAGACAACACCAAACACGUUGUUUUACACUCGAAUGCCGAAAUGUGGCUCGACAACCAUACUAGAUUACUUGAAAAUGCUCCAAAACAGAAACGAUUUCCAGGUCUAUCAUUAUAAAUAUGUAAAGAUUGCCCAUGAAAUAAGUGAGCAUUCAAAAACAGAAGAGACCUUCCUGAGGACCUUCCAAAAUGAGACGGAUAACACGGUUAAGAAACUCGCGUUCGUACGUCAUUUGGGAUACUUUAAUUUCACAAAGCGUGGAUUCAGACAACCGCUCCUCAUCGAUAUGUUACGGGAUCCAGUUGAGAGGGCAAUAUCGUUGUUUUACUUUGUUCGGCAACCGUCCGAGGCAACCAGACGCCACCUAAGUAGAAGCGUUAUAAAUGAAACUCUGUCGCAGUGUUUAGCGCGGGAGGGCGAAAAACAAAGAUGCGUCAUACCUACAUAUGUUGCAUGGUUCAACCAUUUCACUCCACGCAUUGAUCCGAAAGAUGUGAAGUUCAUCAACAGAGCAAAGCAUAUCAUUGAAAAGGAAUACGUUUGUGUGGGUAUAUUGGAACAGCUUAAUGAAUCACUGACAGUCUUCUCAAAACUUAUUCCACAAUAUUUUGGUGGAAUUCAGGACUACAUUAAGGAGAACACAAAAAGGAAUAACAUUGGAAGUCUAAGGAAAGGUAGGGACGAGCUGCCAAAAGAAACCAUUGACACUAUAGUUGACGCUGUAGCUUCGGAUUAUGAGAUUUAUAACUUUGUGGUACAGUUGUUCAACAGUAAAGUGAAACGAAUGAAUAUUUAGAACGAAGUACAUUAAACUAACAAUUUAUACAAAUGUGUGAACUAUACGUCUACGUACAUGUACAUGGUGAGCC